This is a messenger RNA of Acaulospora colombiana, 393 nucleotides long. Lineage: Eukaryota; Fungi; Glomeromycota; Glomeromycetes; Diversisporales; Acaulosporaceae. The record is from the annotation of a GenBank genome assembly.
AUGUCUUCAAACGAGUUAUGUGAUAACGAAUACGAAUUACCUUCAGAGAGCACUUUGGUCGCCAGUAUAAAUUCUAACCACAAUAAGAGUCGUGAAAGGUCAAAAUCGAUAAUAGUAAUUGAUAGUGACGACUCUGACGACUGUGAAAAAAAUUUUCAGUCUGAAGCAUUGUUUACUCCUAAAAAUGUCGAGUCGCCAUUUCUGUGCUCAAUUUGUGGAGACGACCUCUCAUUGUAUAGCUCCGUAAUACGUGAAUGGCAUUUGAAUAAUUGUCUCGACAUUCUCGAGGAUAAAACUGAUGACGCGGUCACUGAGUCCAAAAAAAUGAAAACUACCUCUGCGGUGAAAAAUUAUAUCGACAAUUUAAUGAAAGAUAUAGCAAAGUCGUACAUG